Molecule: messenger RNA, 2922 nt
Organism: Clonostachys rhizophaga
Lineage: Eukaryota; Fungi; Ascomycota; Sordariomycetes; Hypocreales; Bionectriaceae
Source: the annotation of a GenBank genome assembly
AUGGAGGUAGGCCAAACGAAAGAAGCGCUGGAGUCCAUCCACCUCGAGGAUCAAAGUCAAACGCCAACCUCGAAACCGCACACUGAAGAUGUAGUGUCCGAGGAAGAGCGCCAAAGGAUCCUUCGUAAAAUCGAUCUCCGAGUGGUCCCAAUCUUGGCAGUCCUAUAUCUGCUCAGCUUUUUAGACCGAGGGAGCAUCGGAAAUGCAAAUGUUUUGGGACUGUCUGCGGAUUUGGGCCUGGUUGGCAACCAAUACAACUGGGCUUUGACGAUUUUCUUCUUCCCAUAUAGUUUCUUUGAGCCGUUUUGCAACCUGUUGCUCGUCAAAUUUAGUCCCAGCCGCUGGUUACCUUCCAUAAUGGUGCUUUGGGGAAUCGCCACCACUUUGACUGGCAUUGUCCACAACUACUCAGGGCUGCUGGCCGCAAGAUUCUUCCUCGGUAUGACUGAAGCUGGGCUUUUCCCCGGAAUUGCAUUCUAUAUGUCUUUAUGGUACCCGAGAGAAAACGCACAGUUCAGGCUUGCGAUGGUCUUCGCAUCCGCGUCUAUGGCAGGCGCAUUCUCCGGUCUUCUAGCCUAUCUCAUUGACAAGAUGGAUGGGGUUGGUGGGUUGGAAGGAUGGCGAUGGAUCUUUAUCCUGGAAGGAAUACUGACUGUUGUGGUUGCCGCCUUUGCAUACUUUCUGGUCAUGGAUGAACCGGCUACCGCAAAAUUUCUGACAGACCGCGAGAAGUUGGUGUUGCGGAGGCUGUUGAAUGAGGGUAGCGUUGAGAGCAACACGGAAGCUGCAAAUAAUCCUACCUUGGGACAAAAGGGAGAGAAGAAGUCGUCGCAUGCAUGGAAAGCAUUCACAGAUUGGCAGACUAUUUUCCAUGCUAUCAAUUAUUGGGGAAUGGCUACUGCUGUAUAUGCAUUGUCCUUAUUUCUCCCUACCAUCAUCAAUGGGCUCGGCUACACUGCCCAGAUUGCACAAUUGUUGACCAUCCCGGUGUAUGCUGCGGCCACAGUAUUCACUCUCGUGGUUGGCUACUACGCAGAUAAAACCGGGAAAAGAGGCAUUUUUGCAAUGGGAUGCUAUAUCGCCGUAUUUGUUGGGUUCCUGAUUGCAGUUGCCCCGUCUAACUUUAUCCCUGGCUUGAGCUACGCUGGAUGUUUCAUCGCAGCAUGUGGGAUGUAUCCCAGCAUUCCUUGUCUGUUGGCGCUUGCAUCGAACAACUACGCCCCUCACACCAAACGCGCCGUUGGAAUGGCUAUUCAAAUCGGAUUCGGUACUAUGGGAGGCGCUGCUGCAGCCAACUUUUACAAGAAAACGGAUGCACCUCGAUAUAGACUGGGACACUCCUUGGUAUUAACCUUUGCAUCUUUAGGUCUGCUUACGGUUGUGGGAUACUAUCUUCUGUGCCGGAAGAUAAACAAAAAGAGAGACGCUUUAGGUCCCGAGGCAAGGUUGUCAACCAACGCCGCCGGUAUUACUGGUACGGCAGACAAUAAGGACAAUGGCAUCGUCAACGAAAUUGGCCUGAAAGGGGAAGAGCUGGAAGCCGAGACGUUGAGCUCCAAAACCAACCGCAGACUGAGACUUCGAGUCGACUUCAUUGUUCUUCCUCUCAUGACAAUGGCGUCAAACGCGCUCAGUUUUGCAGCCCUGUUCGGAAUGAAAGACGACACGCAUCUCCACGGACAGCAGUACAGCUGGUUAGGCUCGAUUGUGUAUUUUGGAUACAUGAUUGCGCAAUUCCCGCUAGGGUGGAUCCUAGUGAAGGUGCCCCUGGCCAAGCUCAUGUCGUUCCUCGUCUUGACAUGGGGCGUCCUGGUGUGCUCCAUUAUGGCGUGCAACAGCUUUGCGGGCCUGGCUGCCAUUCGCUUUCUUCUGGGCUUCUUUGAGGCGGGCAUUGUGCCUAUCAACAUGAUACUGACGGGAACGUGGUACCGCCGUGAGGAGCAGCCCCUGCGCACCGCCAUCUGGUACAACACCCUGGCUGGUGUCUUGGGUGGCAUUUUUGCCUUUGCCAUAUCUAAGCUUGAUAGCCAGUAUCCUGUUUGGAAGCUCAUCUUUCUCAUCUAUGGCUCUGUGAGUCUUGGCUUGGGUGUUGCAAUCUUUUUCCUGCUUCCGGAUCAUCCAUCUCUUGCUUGGUUUUACAAUGUCGAAGACAAGAAGAAUAAGGUGAUCAGGAUUGCACCAAAUCAAACGGGACAAGGCAAUGUUCAUCAGUUCAAGUGGGGUCAGAUUAUUGAAUCACUGAUCGACCCCAAGUUUUGGGUGUUGGCGCUUUAUGUUAUUGCGUGGGGUAUUGUUAAUGCCGGCAUUACCAACUUCAACCCUUUGAUUAUAUCCGGUUUUGGGUAUUCGAGGGAGAGAACAGCUUUGCUGGCAUCACCACAGGCGGCAGUGGCUACCUUCUUUGCGAUUACCUGCUCCGCUGUUGCAAACCAUGUGCCAAAUAUCCGAUGCUUAAUCUGGGCCCUCUCGACUCUUCCCGGGCUCGUGGGAGCUGUUCUCAUUCGUGUUCUUGAUCCUGCCACGAAUAGGGGCGGUGCUCUCGCAGGUGUCUACAUGAUGGGGUUCUACAACGUAUCCUGGGUCAUGGCAAUGUCCCUUGUUUCCUCAAACAAUGCGGGUGCUACUAAGAGAUCAUUCGCCACCACCUCCAUGUCACUCCUCUACGCGAUUGGCAACAUUAUUGGCCCACAGCUGUUUCUUGACACUCAGGCUCCUCACUAUCCCCUUGGGAUAUAUGCCAUGAUGACUGCAUUUGCUGUGCAAGGAGUUUGCGGUGCAGUAUACUUUGCUCUAUGUUUUAUUGAGAACAAGAGGAGGGACCGUGAAUAUGGCAAGGUUGAACGUCAGACUAUUGCUGGUCUGGAAGCAGCUGAGAAUGACUUGACGGACGGGGAAAACACUGCCUUCCGGUAUUGUUUGUAG